CCAAAGACACUUUUCUCGUUUAAACAAUCUAACGUGAAAUUUCCUGCAGGAAUCUUUUGAUUGCUUUACCAUUUCCUCGUGUUUCGCUGAUAAACAGACAUUUUUCUCUGUUGACCUUUAUUAGUUUGAUCUGCCAAGCCUGACUUCUGCUAAUCAGUUGGUGCUCGUUGGCACAACUGCAAAUCAUUCGCAGCAAAUGGAGAAAAAAUCCAGCGCCGAGCUGUGCAUCGAAUUCUGCUCCAUUACCAACAGUGACUUCUCCCUAGCGGAGCGCACGCUACGCAAGCAUGAGUGGAAUCUGGAGGCGAGUCUUGACGAGUUCUUCAGCACUUCGGAUGCCACGCCAGCCAACAUUGCUGUUCUUUCCGGUUCUCCACCUCGGAAACGACCACGAGCGCCCUGUGAAAGCGCGGUGCCUGUGAUUGAUUUGUCGCCGGAUGCGCCGUCGACGUCGACGGCCGGCAUCAGUGCCAACGGUGGCGUCGGUGGGUCCACCGUCGGCCUCACCGCGAUGCCACUGGAUCUGGCCAACGGCAAGGAGCGUCCGGAUGUGUUCCGCAUUGUGUCAUGGAAUGUUGAUGGACUGGAUGAUGAAAGCUUGAUGGCGCGCACUUGCGGUGUGAUAAGUGAGAUUCAGUUGAAGAAACCGGACGUGGUAUUCCUCCAGGAAAUCGUCGAUACGAACUUGGCAAUACUCCAAUCCCAACUGGGCACUGCUUACCUGUUACGCACUGGUGGAUCAGAGGGAUACUUCACCGCCACUCUGUUGUCGCGCGAGACGAUGCAGCUGGAAGACGACAACAUUGUGCCCUUUCCCAACACUCGCAUGGGUCGCAAUCUCCUCAUUGUUAAUGCGCUCUUUGAUGGUAUCCCCCUGUGUCUGAUCAAUUCGCACUUGGAGUCAACAAAGGAUGCGGCGGAGGAGCGUAAGCACCAGUUGGCCGACGCUUUUGUCCGAAUGCGCGAGGCGCCGGUGGAGCGGACGGUAAUUUUUGGCGGAGAUCUCAAUCUGCGUGAUUCUGAGUUGCGAGCCAUCGGCGGCAUUCCUUCGCGCAUCGUAGAUCUGUACACGGUGACCGGGUCGCGGAAGGAAUGCGAGAACACCUGGGACACCCAGCGCAACGUCAACGCCAUGCAAAAAGUCGGUCGAUCGGUUAAAAAAAUCAUCUGUCGCUUCGAUCGCUUGUAUUUCCGGCCCAGCGAGACCAGAUGCGCAUUGUUGCCGCUGCAUUUCAACCUGGUGGGACUGCGUAAAGCGCCCAGUUCUCAGAAAUUCCCUUCUGAUCACUGGGGCAUUCUAGUUACAUUUGAUCGGAUCUUCCCAUCUUGACGAGCCGUUUCGGUUUUUUCUUGACUCAUUAUGUCUGAGCCGUUUUCCGUUGACAUUAUUUUGAUAUGAAAUAGUUUUUGCUCAUCGGCAUGUUUUACACUGAAUUUGUAGUGCUUGUAUUUUGUGCACGAGCAGUACUGUGCUUUAAUUGGUUUUGGACUUGUGCAUGAGUAGCAAGAGACUGAUUUGAAAGGAAUUGUGAUUUGAGAUUAGAGAUGAGUACUUAGAGAUGAGUACUUAUUUUGCUUGAUUUAAUUGCAAAAUAUUGCAAACUUGACAGAAUUUAUA
This is a messenger RNA of Paramacrobiotus metropolitanus, 1618 nucleotides long. Its product is annotated as tyrosyl-DNA phosphodiesterase 2-like. Gene Ontology annotation, molecular function: single-stranded DNA binding; 5'-tyrosyl-DNA phosphodiesterase activity. Gene Ontology annotation, cellular component: cytoplasm; PML body. NCBI's taxonomy places the organism in Eukaryota, Metazoa, Tardigrada, Eutardigrada, Parachela, Macrobiotidae. The record is from RefSeq and is a predicted model, not a curated record. The transcript has 7 exons. Gene Ontology annotation, biological process: double-strand break repair. Bases 197 to 1330 code for a protein of 377 amino acids.